This is a messenger RNA of Paramecium sonneborni, 297 nucleotides long. The record is from the annotation of a GenBank genome assembly. NCBI's taxonomy places the organism in Eukaryota, Ciliophora, Oligohymenophorea, Peniculida, Parameciidae.
AUGAGAGGAAAAUUGUAUAAUACAACUUAUGACGAUAAUAAAAAUCCUAAAUUCAUCAUUUAAAUGGGAGAAUUCCUAAUUAAUUUAAAAAAAAAAUCAUUUUUGCUAGAUGGUUAAGGAAUUGUAUAUUAAGGAAAAUCUAAUUAGCUUAAAAAUAAAGGGGAAUUGAAAAGAGGAGUAUACUUUUAGAAGAUACCAUAAUAUUAAAAUAAACCUCAAUAUAAAUCAUACAGCGUUGAGCCAAGAAGAAUUAAAAUUUUAGAGAUUGUUGAUGGAUAAGCAAUAAGAAAAAAAUGA